Molecule: messenger RNA, 3855 nt
Organism: Glycine soja
Lineage: Eukaryota; Viridiplantae; Streptophyta; Magnoliopsida; Fabales; Fabaceae
Exons: 3
Coding region: 304-3552 (1082 amino acids)
Source: RefSeq, a predicted model, not a curated record
UCAUCCCUCACUCCAUUUUUUUGGGUAGAGUCUUCAGUCUUGUGCUGCAAUAAUGAAAUUCAACAGUACCAAUAGAGGAAAAAAAAAUUGAAAAUGAACUUCAACCUGUCACCAUCUCAAGAAUCCUCGAUAUUUUCAAACACACUCCAUAACUAGAAAAUUUUUCCCUCUCCACUAUCUCACUCUUAUUAAUGUCAAUAUUGGGUUUUAACUUUUAAGGUUUCGUUCUGGUUGAGGGCACAACAACUACACUGCCUUUUCAUUCUUCAGGUUGUUUUGUCGAGAAAAUUUUGAUCUUUUUCAAUGGGCACGGAUGAAAGUGACAGCAUGGUUCUAGGUUCAGAGCAGGAGAAGGAGGUUAGGGAAGUUCUUGGGGGUUUGAGGAGUGAGGAGGGUAGUUGUGGGGUUACUGUGAAUGGGGAUGGGUUUUCUAGCAUUGAAAGCGAAGGGUUGUGUUGUGAUGGGGUCGUUGACUUUGUCGUCGAGAAUAGUAGUGUCUUGGAGACCAAGGUUUCAGUUCUGAGUGAAAACGAUUGUCAAGUUUUGGCUGAUUCUGAGGUGAAUGGGGUGCCGUCUUGGUUAGGAAUGCAAGAAAGUGAUAUGGAUGCGGUGUUUUCCGGUGAUGGUGCUGAGAAGUUGGACUUUGGUUAUGGUUCUGAGAAGCUGGACUAUAUGUUUGCUUCUGAGAGUACAGUUCCUGAGGCUGCUGUUUUGAGUGUGAACCGUUCGGUAGAGGUUGGUGGAGAAGAUGGAAGAGGAGGGAAGAGUGAAGAGACAGGAACAUUUGAAGAUUGUGAUGGGGGCAUUGUCGCUGUUGGUUCUGAGAGUAGAGUGGCAGAGGCUUCUGUUUCGAGUGUUGAAGGUUUGGUAGGGGUUAGCACAGAAGACAGAAGAGGAGGGAUGAAGGAAGAGGAAGGAAUAGAUGAAAAUUGUGAUGAGGAUGCCGUCGCUACUGCUUCGGAGAGUAGAGCAGCUGAAGCUGCUGUCUUGAGUGUGGAUAAUUUGGUACGAGUUGUUGGGGAAGAUGGAUCAGUUGAGGGGAUAAAUGAAGAGGAUGGAAAAGAUGUAGAUUGUGAUGGGAACAUUGUGGCUGUUGCUUCUGAGAGUAGAGAAGCAGAAGCUUCUAUUUUGAGUGUGGAUAGUUUGAUAGGGAUUGGUGGGGAAGUCAUAAGAGAUGGGGGCGAAAGUGAAGAGGUAGAAAAAGAUGAAGAUUGUAAUGGGAACAUUCUGACUCUUGAAUCCGAGAGUAGAGUUGCAGAAGCUGCUGAUUUGAUUGUGGACAGUUCAGUAGGUCUUGGUGGGGAAGAUAAAACAGAGAGGGGUGAAAGUGAAGAGGAAGAAAAAGAUGAAGAUUGUGGUGGGAACAUUGUGACUAUAGAGGUUCCAGUUGCAGAGACAAGUGAGAACAUGGAUGUAGAUGUGGAGGACUUGAGUGUUGAAGGUUAUGGUUUUGUUGUUGGUGAUUUUGUUUGGGGUCAAGUUGAGAGUCAUCCUUCGUGGCCUGGCCGGAUUUAUGAUCCAUCUGAUGAAUCUUACUUUGCAUUGAGGCUGAAACAAAAGAACAGACUUCUGGUUGCCUACUUUGGGAAUGGAACCUUUGCAUGGUGUCAACCGUCACAAUUAAAGCCUUUUGGGGAUAACUUUGAUGAUAUGGUUAAACAGAAUAGCUCCAUCGAUUUUGCCAGUGCUGUGCAAGAAGCUGUAAAUGAGUUUGGAAGGCUUCUGCAUUUGAAGUUGAGUCAUCCAUUUGUUGCUAAGAAAACUGGUCCUGAGUCCAGUCUCCCUUUGGCGAAAAACUCUGGCAUCAAGGAAGGAGUUCUUGUACCUGAAAAUGCCAUAGAGAGACUUGAUUUUCUAAUUGAACCAGCAGAAUUACUUUCUUAUGUGAAACAAAUUUCGCAAAUUAUUGAGUUUGGAAGUAUUCUGGAGCUUGAGAUAUUAAAGGCUCAGCUUUCUGCAUAUUAUCUGUCAAAAGGGGGUUAUAAAUUAGCUGAUUAUAUGGAUCCCCAGCCGAUUCCUGGAGUUGAAGAUAGUGUCAUGGAUGAAACAGUUGCUGGAGAUGAUGGUAAAAGUACUGUGGAAGCACCAACCCAAGGGCCAUUUGAUGAACUGGGUCAUUCUCCAGGGCUUUCAGGGAGCAUAUCGAACCCUGUUAGAAAGCAGAAAAGCAUUGCCGAAAUUAUGGGGGAGGACAAAGAUGUUCAUACAGCAAAUAGGGAGCUGGAUGCAACUGUUGAAAUGGUGAAUGCAAUUGGGUCAAAUGUUGGAAAGAAGAGAAAAGGUAGUGAGGAUGGAAUGGCAUCUAAACCUGUUCAAAAGAAAAUGGAGUUGCUUCUAGAUGCUGAUGGAGAUGUGUCAUGUGCUAAAAAUGAUGGCAAUGGUGAUGAGGAAAACAGCGACGUUGGCUCAUUGCUGCAGUCAAAAGAGAAGAAAGAAGCUUUUGAUGAAGGGAAGAGCGAAGAACGAAAUGAGAAGGGUAAUUUGUCAAGAGAAAGGAAGAGAAGCAAGUACUUGUCCCCUCCUUUCACUAUUCCAACCAGGGGGCAAAGGGAGGUAUACUUAGAACCGGAAUCUCUUAAAGUAUCCAGAAAAGCUAAAGUAUCACAGCGAAGGGCAGGGGAUGCUGGCCUGAGUUCUCUUCCAGUUUACAAGGGGAGGUUUUUUGAUGGCUCAAGUUAUCAAACACGAGAAGAUGAUGGGAAAAAUAUUGUGGAUCCAAACAAAAUCCAGGCUCCUGUGGCGGAAGUUCUGUCUCAAGUCCUCAAUGCAGCUAUUAGUCCACUAAUUCGUAGGGAAGGCACUUCUCUUGACCAAUUUGUUGACUUUACUUAUGCCUUCAGAAGUUCCUUAUAUUGCCAAGGAUCGUUGCACGAAGUAUACGAGAAAAAUCAACCUGGAAGGAAGAGAAAGAAGCCGGAAUCUGAAGAAGAUGAAAUGUUGAAAGGUUUAAAUCUGUCUGCUGAUGAACAUAUAUCAUCACUGAAGCAAAAUUCUGGGCAAAAGAAGAGAAGAAAGGAAACUGCUUCAGGCAAGAAGGGGACUGAUAAAAAUGCUGCAGGUGCUGUUCUUUUUGUUUCAUUUUGGCCAGGAUCCUCUAUGCCUUCAAGAUCUGAUCUUGUCUCCGUGUAUAGCAAGUUUGGAGCUCUGAAUGAAGCAGAAACCGACAUGUUCUGCACUAACUACACAGCUAGAGUGUCCUUCCUUAGAACUUCUGAUGCUGAGAAGGCAUAUAACCAUUCCCAAAACAAUAACCCUUUUGGAUCUCCUACUGAUGUCACUUUUCAGCUUCAGUAUUCCUCUGAUGGAUCCAAGUCUGGACAACAGGGUGAAAGAUCAAAGAACAAGUCUUUGCCAGCAGCUACAGCACCUGUUGCAUUCUCACAGGGUACUGAAGCAUCCAAAUUGAUCUUCAUACAGCAGAAGCUUCAAGGUAUGACUUUGAUGCUAGAAGCAUCGGGUGGCAAAUCUCCUGAUAUGAUGGCAAAGGUAGAGAGCGAGAUGAAGGCUCUUUUGGAGGAUGUUAACAAAAUGGUUGAAGCUUCUUUGUUUUAGAUAAGACAUGGGAGACUAGUCAUUAUGCAGCAAUGAUUAGGGUAGAAUUUAGUGAUAAUAUGCCCCUUUUGUGGUUCUGUCGUUAUCUGGGGCUCUUUUUGUUUGACCUCUUGGCCUAGCUUUAUAAAGGUAGUUGUUAUAUUUUGAAUGGGGGUCAUGAUAUUAGGUACUUGUCCAGAUAUUUUAUCCGUUGAAUGCAUAGUUUUAUAGAUAUAAACAUCUUUAGACUAUUCUGUCUCUCAUGGUAGUAACUAGUAAUAUGCAAACAGCUUUUAAUGAUAAAAGAUAUAUUAUUCUGUUCCA